Molecule: messenger RNA, 5957 nt
Organism: Pomacea canaliculata
Lineage: Eukaryota; Metazoa; Mollusca; Gastropoda; Architaenioglossa; Ampullariidae
Exons: 5
Coding region: 595-1425 (276 amino acids)
Source: RefSeq, a predicted model, not a curated record
AUCUCGGAUGUUUACCUGCAGUCGUCUCAAGGCCCCUCUCAGUGUCUCCAGGUACGCACCACGCAAGCGCGCUCCGUUCAGCCACUGUAACCUCUGACCCCUGGCGCUGACGAGGGCCGCCGCAAGUAGAGAGUUGACGGCGCAAGGUUUCUACUUCCUGCUUGGUGAGUCUAGGAUCGCCGUGACUAGAGGAUGUGCUCACACGUAGUGGGGAUUUCCGUCAAGACACCAGUAGUCUGUGUGUGAGAUGGUAGGUCCACCAGUCACCAACAGAACUACCGUACAGAGGUCGGCAGGCGCGGCACUCCAUUGCUCCUGUCUCGUCUACAUGUCAGUAAUUAUGUAAUGACUGCUGACAGUCAGCGUGGGAGAGACAAAUGCUGUGCACAGAUGUGAAAUACGGAUAACUAGGAGUCAAAUUUGUGAGGUUCUGGGGAGAAGAGAGAGAAAAGGAGAAGAAAAGAUCAUGUGGAAGUACUGUGACAUUCUUGUGAGGAUGGGACCGAGAGUUCUUACCUGAGGAUUUUCAUCUUGAUUAUCUACAUUGGACAGGUGGCGCCAUGUCUAACCGAAGUCAGCCAGAGCGAUAUCUGCAUGGUCUGUAACAACCAAUGUCCUAACGACUUUUAUCCAGACGCUAGUGUGCAGCAGUGCCCCACGACGACGGCAGCAACAACGACAUUGACAACGGAAUCGACACAAACGACCUCGACACUAGCGCCAUCGAAUCCAGUCAGCAAUGAAACGGACGGGGUGCCAGACACAACGACGGGUGCAUCACGGGUGCAGGUCUUCAACGCAACUGUUAACGAGACGUUGAUCUGCCGGCGGUGCAACAAAGAAAGUCCCUCAGCACUUUGUCCGACUCCGGAAAACCCUGACACUGGCAACCAGGUGGCUAUCAUCGCCGGUUCUGUCGCUGGUGGAGUUGUCCUUGUCGCCAUCGUGGUGCUUCUCGUCGUUUUUUGGUGGUGUAGACGAAAAAGGUCAAAAGGUGCAGCUGAAAUGGUAGAAGAACCACCGCCAGAGAUAUCGGGUGGCCUGAGACACGACAGCUCUGCGGACCUGGUGACCCAGCGCGACAAGUCGCAGGGCGAUCCCACCUACGAAAACUUCCAUCAGAAGAGACCCACCAACUCCUCCAUCCAAAUUGGUCACGACAAUGUCACGCGCUACACACGUGAUCCCACCCUGAAAAGAGAACUAUUGAAUCGUUCCAACCCGGAGGACAAAGAGCUGGAGGAACUGGGAGAGGCCCCACUUCCUCCAGGGCACAGGAGGCAUACGAGGAUACCGAAAGCCGCUCCGACCAGUCGGUCUCACGUCGGGGUCGUGACCCUCUCCCACCUGUACCAGGUGAACAUCGUCCUCCCUUCAGCAGCCAGCGCAACCGCCCAGUUACCGGCCAGGCGAAAAGGGGUGUAAAAGCUGAAGUCGCCAAGAAACAAGUGAAGGUGGAGGAAGAUGACCCAGAUGAAGACUACAUAAAUGUUGAAAAACCAGCUACAGGAAAAAAUACGCCCUCUACGGUUAAGGGGACACUACCUCCCGUGCCCACUGCGCAUAAGGGUGGCGACAUCGACAAAGUGGACGACGACGACUCGUCUCCAGACGAGAGUUACGAAAACGUUGGCGCCAAGAAAAAGUUGACCAAGAAGAAACGCAAUGAGGGCAAUGCUCGUAGCGGCCGGGUCAACCCUGUUGUUGUAGACGAUGACGAGGAACCGGAGGAGAUGUACGGCAACCAAGAUGUUGUGGAGGAACAGAGGCGGCAGAGUCGUCCGCACAAGCCGGCCCGCAACAACACCACCACCACCGCCACCACCACCACCACGAAGGGCGGCAACGACAUCUACAUAGCAAUGGACCUCUUGCGAGCCCCGAAGGACGAAGACGAUGAAGUGCAGCCAGUGUACGGAAACGAUGCGAACGAGAACCCUUACGUCAACCUACCCCUCGGCUCAAAGGGGGGAUACUCAUAAAACCUGUGCUAAGCCUUUCGGUUAGAAGGGUUUGUUUGAGAAAAGGUGAGAGAAAGAACCGAAGUCCUCGCAUCACGUGACUUUGUGGACACGCAACGCUCCUGUUUCGAGAGACGUGCACGUGCCUCUCAAACCACAGGGUUAAGGUAACAACCCGGACAGAAAGGUUAACUGAUCGGUGCUGUCAGAUUCAGAUAAGACAAUCUCUCUCUUUGACUUAGCGGAGAUGUGGUGACGAGUGUCUAUACAUACAGUUCUCGUCUUCUCACGAAACUUUUGAGAGAGCGCAUAGGGCAUCGACCCUGACCAUGUGAUAAGUGUUUCAGACACGCCGUUCUAUUUGUUGGAGGAGCAAUAGGCUGUUGGCUGGUCAUUUCUGGGCAUCACGUGGGACUGUUUGCCCACUUCACUGUUAAUUAAUGACCUCAACAAUUUGUUUGUUUGUUUUUGUGAGGUCUUGACUACGCCAGCCACUCGUGAUAUCAAUGCAAUAACAAAAUGACAGUUACCAUGCGUUGGAAUUCUGUGCACCCAUGGAUGAUCCCACUGUUACCCUGAAGUCAGGUGUUUUUGAAUAUUGCGAAGUAUUACUGACAUUUUGACAGAGUGAAAGAAGUAUCAGGACUUGUGGUAUAUCUCUCAACGAUCUUUCGCCUUAGUAUUGCAAGACUACAGUUCUUUCCACGCCAUUAUUCACAGUUCUGUGUUGACGAGUGAGAUCGUGGGUGUGCAAGUUCUUUCGGUAUGGACGUUUCUUCUAAAGGGUACCAACUGAAAUCUUGAUAAGGAAAGCUGUAAAAACAAAACAGAAACGAUCGUGAACGGUCAUUGUUUGAUCAUUGGUGUAAAUCUGAACUGCUGCUUGCUUUCCCCAUUUCCCCGAGACCAACUCUUAGUCUGUGGCGAAGUUGUAGGUUUCAGCCAAAGAUUCGCCAGUUUAAUACCCGGAACCGUGAUAAAAUUCUUAAAGUCAGCCAUAACCUUGCACUAAGCUUAUUACUUAAAUACUUUUUCUUUCCUCUACCUCCAUUUCCCAUAACUCAGAUUCAAUAAACUGAAGACGCAACUGACCAUAAAGCAUAUAUCCAUAUACGUCCGUGGUUUGAUGAUAUGACACAUCUUCAUAAGCAGGCAAACCGAUGGUCACUGACAUGUAAGCAUGAACGCACAUGCAAACAGACGCAUGCACUCACUCACCAUCCUACACAGAGACAACACACAUACACACAGACAGCACAAACAUACAAAGAAAGCAUAUUCCCCUCUUUCUCUCUCAACCUGUCGAGAGUUAAACAAACCUGCACUUGAAUAUUUGCACGUUGGUAGGUUACUCGUAUAAGCUACAGUCCUGUAAUCGCGAAAACCUUAUAUGUUCAUUCUAAAUUAUUACCCAACUUAUUAAAAAUACACAAUGGUAAUUGCAAAAUUUCUGUAAGUUAUAGUUUUCGUGCAGAAGUAGUUCAAGAAAUGCAUUGUCUGUACUAAAGUGAAUGGAAAACGUAAGAAAGUUAUACUGUGAUCAUGUGUAAGUGUGUGAACACAGGUAUACAAUUAUACAAUGUUCACACUUCAGUGAAUAAAAGAAUGUAUAAGUUAUAUCCACGCAAAAGCAAUUGAAAAUGUGUAAUAUUGUGCACCUGCAGCUUUGAUUUACAAGCGACUUGUCAACGAUGACAAAUUAUUCCUGGGCAAUAAAUGAAAUAGUUAAAGGCAUAUAAUACUUGCUUCAUCUACAAGGUAAGAGCCAUGCUAACAUCAUCAGACUAAGGUUUAUUGUGUUUUUAUGCAUAACCUCCCACUGUGAAUUUUUAUGGUGAUUGGAGGAGGUUGCUAUAAGUUCUUUCCAUCACUCUCUCUUUACAUAUAUAUAUAUGCUUAAACAUAACCGAAAGAUUUUAAAACGUAUGUUUAAGUGAACUGGUGACCAAGUCUCGACCUACCUGUAACAGUUCUAAACGAGCAGACAAGGAAAAAUCAUCGUUGUAAACUAUCAAAUAAAUGCAGCCAUUUUUUUCCUGUCCUACUUUGUUGGCUGCUUCUCUGUUGAACCCUUUGGCCCAUAAGCAGGUGUCUACCUUGUGAGAAAUAUGAGAGUAUAACUACAGCUUCGUUAGAGAGAGAGAAAGACAAAAUGAAAGAGAUGAACGAUAAAGGCAAUGAAUUCUUCUCUCCCCCCUUAUCAAACGUUCACCGUUUUCUUAUCUAUACUUUGCCGCACCCACAUUUAAAAAAAUUAGGCUUUGAGAUUAUUCUUAAUGUCCUUUAACUCCUGCGCACGGGCUUUAAAAAAAGUGUGACAGACUGCUCCACAAUUUGACCAUCGCAAGGUCCAAGGUGAUAAUGGCGGAGACAGAUGCACAGUGGUCUCCUUGUCUUUUGCGGAAUGCACUUGAAAAUCGUGAGAAGUGGAUGGGGAUUGUGCCAUUCAGUGGCGGACUCACCAACUUCUCAUGACCUGGCGAGACCUAGCAUAGCCACAUUCUCAAGAAUUGCUGAAGGCAGCAGAAGUGUGGCCAUGGGUAACCAAAGAGGCCAGAGAACAAUAUGGCCAGCCAUUACAUUAAAUAAAUUAUCCAGACUGUGGCCAACAAUAACCACACUGAAGGUAGCGAGACUUUCAAGGCAGUCAGAUAAAGUAGUUUGCAACAAAGUGAUUAGAAGGCUCUGGUUGUGACUUAGAGUAACUUCAGGAAGCAGAAACUACACAAGUGAAGCUGUUAUUAUCUGAUUGAUACACCUUGAGUGGUCAGCUAUUUGACAGUAUGCCUUGUUUGAGUUGACCAUUACCUGAUGAUAUCUGAACUAUGUCCCAAAUAUGUUUAAGCCAUAUCUUUUCGUCAUCUUAUUUCAUAUGCAUCCAAUCAGCAAAUCCUUCCUGGCUUCAGCUGGAGUGCAUAAUUAUCAUUUAUCAGCAAACUAAAGGGCAGUCUUUUGGAUUGGUUUUGUUAUUGACUUCCUUAACCUCCAUUCAUGAAAUCUGUAUGUUUCCUUGGGAAUGUUAAAUUUGUUCCUGUUAAAAUUCCUUCCCCUAUAAGCCAUUCUAGAAUAUUUUGACAUUUCUUGUAAAUGCAUACAUAAUCCCUAUGGAAAGCUGUGCCUCUCAACCGCAGAACUAGUCAUUACUCAGUGUUUAACCCUACUUGAGUUACCUCUCUCAGAGAAAAUCUUGCUAGUGCUGUCUUUCAUAAAACAAACAUUGAUUGUCAUGCUAUGUUUUGAUGUUACACACAAGAUCGUAAGGAUGUUGCUUUUGCCUGUAUUUAAAAUGUAUAUAUAUAAUGUAUACAUUAUCAAUACUGAUAAUUUUGAUUGUCCUUAACCUUGACACUGCUGGCCUUAGCUGAGGACCUCUAUGUGCUACUGGUGUUUGUCAAAAGAUUGGGUACUGCUGUAGGCUCUUGUGCACAUAUCAUAAACAGACCAGCUCACGCCUGACAAUACAUCUCUUGUGGAGAUUAAUGUCCAGUUGUUAAUCAGGGCAGUUAAUCUACAUCUAAACUGCAAAGGAUUAUGAUAGACACUCCUGUAGGGAUUGAAUGAAAUUUUAGCAUUUAAUGUUCAUAUUAGUUUUUCUAUAAGUUAUAUUUGAGCCAUUUAGGUUACAUUCCAGGAAAAUGUAAGCUCCAUUGUGUUACUAUAUUAGUACUUAUUUGUGUAUCAUCAUGUUCACCAUUUCUGACAGUAUGAAUUUGUUCCAAAAAAGUAGAGGUUGACUCCUUUCCGUCCUGCAUAACAAACAAUGAAAAUUUAUAAGAUUAACUCACUUCUAUCUACAGCACCUAUUUUUGUCCAUCUUGUCCACUGCUUCUAUUUAAUGGCUAACUCAGUGUUGAGCUUACAUUCAAUAUUACUUUGGGACACUAACCUGAAUAUGAACUAGAUCAUCUCACGAACUUGUCCUUAACAAAUUCACAAUGACAUUGAUCAUUAAACUGUAUUUUCAUAUUUCAAUAAAGAAUGUGCCAGUUGUACAAA